GGCGCCCAGAACCCUCCUUUCGGGCAGCGCGGAGGCCGUGAGAGUCCGGGAGCGCUCCGGGUUACAAGAAGAGGAAGCGCGCUUAGAGGGGCCCGAAGAGCCACGGCCGUCGCUAUGGGGCUGGAGGCGGCGCGCGAGCUGGACUGCGCGGCGCUGGGCGCGCUGCUGCGGGAGCCGCGGGAGGCCGAGCGCACGCUGCUGCUCGACUGCCGCCCCUUCCUGGCCUUCUGUCGGCACCACGUGCGCCACGCGCGGCCCGUGCCCUGGAACGCGCUGCUGCGGCGCCGAGCGCGGGGCCCGCCCGCCGCCGCCCUCGCCUGCCUGCUGCCCGACCGUGCGCUGCGGGCGCGCCUGGCCCGCGGGGAGCUGGCGCGGGCCGUGGUGCUGGACGAGGGCAGCGCCUCGGUGGCCGCGCUCCCGCGCGACGGCCCGGCACACGCGCUGCUCUCCGCGCUGCUGCCCGAGACCCGCGCGGGGCCCACGGCCGUCUGCUUCCUGCGAGGCGGCUUCGACGGCUUCCAGGCCUGCUGCCCCGAUCUGUGCUCCGAGUCCCCCGCCCCGGCCAUGUCGCCUGUUGGGGCCGAGAACAGCCGUUCUGACGCCAGGGCUCCCUUUUACGACCAGGGCGGCCCCGUGGAGAUCUUACCCUACCUGUUCCUGGGCAGCUGCAGCCACUCCUCCGACCUGCAGGGGCUGCAGGCUUGUGGCAUCACAGCUGUCCUCAACGUCUCCGCCAGCUGCCCCAACCACUUUGAGGGCCUUUUCCGCUACAAGAGCAUCCCGGUGGAGGACAACCAGAUGGUGGAGAUCAGUGCCUGGUUCCAGGAGGCCAUAAGCUUCAUUGACUCGGUGAAGAACGCUGGAGGCCGGGUACUCGUACACUGCCAGGCGGGCAUCUCACGCUCCGCCACCAUCUGCCUGGCUUACCUGAUCCAGAGCCGCCGCGUGAGGCUGGACGAGGCCUUCGACUUUGUUAAGCAACGCCGGGGAGUCAUCUCCCCCAACUUCAGUUUCAUGGGGCAGCUGCUACAGUUUGAGACGCAGGUGCUAUGUCACUGAGGCAGGGCCGCACCUUGCUGGCUCCCCCAGGGCCACCGGGUCCCUCCGUUCAGGGCAAGCUGCCCCUUCCCUGGAAUUCCAAAAGCCCCCAGCUGGUGGUGCUGGGAAUGUGGGAAUGCUGGACUUUCUCACCUGGUGCUCUUCUGCUAGGUUUGAGGGCUGGCCCUCAUCCCGGGGGACCAGAAUGGAGGGCGUGUCUGCUUCCCCUCGCCCCUCUGUCUCCUGGCAGAAACUGACUGGACUCUACACCCAUGGAUUCCCACUGGUCCCACCACCGUGUUGAAGCCCUUGGCAGCCCGAGAGCUCUGAGGGAACAAGCUGUGACAAUCAGGAGCCCCGCUUGCAGGGGCGGGGAGGGGGGGGGUUCCACUACAGGCCUGGAGUCUGAGCCCUGAGCUCCUGGGGAGCUGGGUGUCGGGGAAGUGACGCGUCUGUGGCGUCCGGACCUCUGUGCUUGCGUGUGCGCACGUGUGUAUGUGUGUGAGUGUUUCACGCCUGUAUUGGCCAGGCGCUGGAAAGUUAUUUGUGUUCAGCUGACAUUUAACACUCCCUCCCCCACUUCCUCCCGGCCCUGUGGGCGGGGGUUGGAAACUUAGCACUUUAUAUUUAUACAGAACAUUGAGGAUGCGUCAAUAAAAUAUUGUUUUGUUUAAAAAACAA
Molecule: messenger RNA, 1719 nt
Organism: Prionailurus viverrinus (fishing cat)
Lineage: Eukaryota; Metazoa; Chordata; Mammalia; Carnivora; Felidae
Gene: DUSP2
Product: dual specificity phosphatase 2
Exons: 4
Coding region: 115-1059 (314 amino acids)
Biological process (GO): protein dephosphorylation; endoderm formation; negative regulation of MAPK cascade
Cellular component (GO): cytoplasm; nucleus
Molecular function (GO): protein tyrosine/threonine phosphatase activity; MAP kinase tyrosine/serine/threonine phosphatase activity
Source: RefSeq, a predicted model, not a curated record